Ochotona princeps (American pika) is the source of this 1654-nucleotide messenger RNA. RefSeq names its product vasoactive intestinal peptide receptor 2 (gene VIPR2). The coding region runs from base 223 to 1551 and encodes 442 amino acids. Gene Ontology annotation, biological process: adenylate cyclase-modulating G protein-coupled receptor signaling pathway; cell surface receptor signaling pathway. The record is from RefSeq and is a predicted model, not a curated record. Gene Ontology annotation, molecular function: vasoactive intestinal polypeptide receptor activity; peptide hormone binding; G protein-coupled peptide receptor activity. Lineage: Eukaryota; Metazoa; Chordata; Mammalia; Lagomorpha; Ochotonidae. The transcript has 13 exons. Gene Ontology annotation, cellular component: plasma membrane.
GCGGUGAGCGCGCUCCAGGCGGGGACAGAGGGGCCUGGCCCACGCGCUCAGGCCGCUGGGCGGCAGCUGCUGGACGCGCGGUGCGCCGACAGCCUGAGCUCGGGGCCGGCCAGGGAGUCUCCGCCACGCUCUGGGCCCGGCCCAUGGUGGAGCCCGCGGAGCUGCCGGCGCUCGGGACGGAGGCGGCGGGUGCUGGGCGUCUCCCGGCGCGCUGAGCCCGGGAUGAGGGCGCCCGCGCUGCUGCCGCCCGCGCUGCUGACCUGCUGCGGCUGGCUGCUGGUCCCCGUGAGCAGCAUUCACCCGGAAUGCCGAUUUCAUUUGGAAAUACAAGAGGAAGAAACAAAAUGUGCAGAGCUCCUGAAGGCUCAGACAGGAAAAUACAAGGCCUGCAGCGGUGUCUGGGACAACAUCACGUGCUGGCGGCCUGCGGACGUGGGAGAGACCGUCACGGUGCCCUGCCCAAAGGUGUUCAGCAAUUUCUACAGCAAACCAGGAAACAUAAGCAAAAACUGUACAAGUGAUGGCUGGUCAGAGAUGUUUCCGGAUUUCAUAGAUGCCUGUGGCUACAGUGACUCUGAGGAUGAGAGCAAGAUCACAUUUUAUAUUCUGGUGAAGGCCAUUUACACCCUGGGCUACAGUGUCUCUCUGAUGUCUCUUGCAACCGGAAGCAUAAUUCUUUGCCUCUUCAGGAAGCUGCACUGCACCAGGAACUACAUCCACCUGAACCUGUUCCUCUCCUUCAUCCUGAGAGCCAUUUCAGUGUUGGUCAAGGACGACAUCCUCUACUCCAGCUCGGGCACGCUGCACUGUCCCGACCAGCCGUCAUCCUGGGUUGGCUGCAAGCUGAGCCUGGUCUUCUUCCAGUACUGCAUCAUGGCCAACUUCUACUGGCUCCUCGUGGAGGGACUCUACCUGCACACCCUCCUGGUGGCCAUAUUCUCCCCCAACAGGUGCUUCCUGGCCUAUCUGCUGAUCGGAUGGGGGAUCCCCACUGUGUGCAUAGGCGCAUGGACCGCGGCCAGGCUCUCGUUGGAAGACACAGGUUGCUGGGAUACCAACGACCACAGCAUUCCCUGGUGGGUUAUCCGAAUACCAAUUUUAAUUUCUAUUAUAGUCAAUUUUGUCCUUUUCGUUAACAUCAUAAGGAUUCUGCUGCAGAAGCUGACAUCCCCUGACGUGGGUGGCAAUGACCAGUCACAGUAUAAGAGACUCGCCAAGUCCACACUGCUGCUCAUCCCGCUGUUCGGCGUGCACUACAUGGUGUUUGCCGUGUUUCCCAUCGGCAUCUCCUCCAAGUACCAGAUCCUGUUUGAGCUGUGCCUCGGUUCCUUCCAGGGACUGGUUGUGGCUGUUCUGUACUGCUUCCUGAACAGUGAGGUGCAGAGUGAGUUGAAAAGAAAGUGGAGAGGACUGUGCCCAACCCAGCCCAGGAGCCGGGACUACAGGCUGCACGGCUCAUCCAUCUCCCGGCACGGCUCAGAGAGUGCCCUGCAGUUCCACCGGGGCUCCCGCGCCCAGUCCUUCCUGCAGACAGAGACGUCAGUCAUCUAGCCCACUCCGAGAUGAAGGUGCAACGGGAGGCUGUAGGGUUCCUGCAAAGUGUAGUGUGCUCACUUCCUGCUGGUGCACGUGUUAGGGUCUCAACUUGGUCUAC